Messenger RNA from Corticium candelabrum, 9043 nucleotides. RefSeq lists its product as uncharacterized. The record is from RefSeq and is a predicted model, not a curated record. Gene Ontology annotation, cellular component: cytoplasm. Lineage: Eukaryota; Metazoa; Porifera; Homoscleromorpha; Homosclerophorida; Plakinidae. Bases 58 to 7536 code for a protein of 2492 amino acids. The transcript has 9 exons.
GAGCUGUGUGUUUUGGUGCUCCUGGUUACACCAGCCGCGGUGUCUUUUUAUCCAGAGAUGGCUUGGACGUCGUCUCGACGCUGCAUCAACCGAAGACGCGUCUGUACUUGCAGUCUCUGCAUGUGUGAGCAAGAACUGACUGACACAAUUUGUCAACAACGGUCUGCUCCUGCGUCUCGUGCCUGUUGUUCCAAGUCAGCAGAGAGUACACUUAGACUCUACACAAGAAAGGAAAUGGACAAGCGUACACGUUUUUGUGUUUUUGUGCGUUGUGGAACGGAGCAUUUGUGUGUACCAGUUUCUCCGUGUACUACUGGAUUCCACAUAAAAUGCAGCGUGGAAAUGAGGACAGGAAUAGGUGCAAAUGUGUUGAUGCUACAUUCUCGAACCGCACGACAUCGAAUGCUCGAUGACUUCCAAACUCUAGAAGAGCAAGGUAUUACGACUGGGUCCAGUCUUGACGUUUGCCUGACUCUUUGUGGUGGAGGGGACAACGAAAGGCGGACGCGAUCACCAGAACAUAAUUCUUUGCGUCAUGUCUCUACAAGGUAUUCUCCAAUAUCCCGUAAUGCUGGUGAAAGUGAAGACGAUGCCUUGGACGACAACACGGCAGAGCUGAAAAAAAUGAUUGGUUCUCUUGGCAUCGGGCGCAAGUCAGUGAAAAAUUGUGUGGAUACCCUCGUUGAUGAGGGUUUUGAGAGCAUCCAAAGUCUAGAAAAGGUUAAGGUCGAAUUUCUUGUGCAGACGAUUGGCCUGAAGCUAGGUCAUGCGCACAGUAUUGUUCAGGAACUGCCAAAAUGGUUGCCACAGAUUGUACGGUUACGUUUUGAGAACGGCCCUACCAAAGUGCUAAAAGAAAAGCCGAACUGUUCUCUUCAACUGUUUCGGAAUAGUAUUAGCAGCAAAUAUCCCGGACAUUCAUUCGUUUUUGUCAGCAGAACGGCAGAAAUUGACGAAGAGCAGGAAUCUGAUUUAUCUAUUCUUGAUAUCCGUGACAGUGAAACAUCUACAAUCGAUAUUAGGUUUCUAAACGGCUUUGUUCCACUCUCGUACGGACGGGAAAAUCGUACUAGUUUUUCAGACCAACGGUCACGAGACCAGAGUCCACUUGUUCACCGAACAGAGCCCGCGUUACUUGACGGUGACAGUCGAAAUGAAAGUUUACAUUCUAUUAAUAACGACGAAAAUUAUUUAGCAGGGAGACAACCUUCUCCGACCGAGUCUAGAAUGACCCAAGAAGGCGAGGUCGAAUCUAGUAAUGACUGUGAAAUUUCUCACGUUGUUGACGAGGCUGCGAAAGCAACAUCACCAGUGCAAACGGGAUUUCUCGACGCUGUUUGCGCUACCGGAACCGGAACAGUAAGCGCAUUGCCGGGAAACUCCAGCGGGGUGAACGAAAAUGGUGCUGUUUUGGUGUCUGCGCAUGCCCAUCGUGAAGAACACGAGGAAGAGUUGCUAGAGAGUUCUCCACACGUGGCUACAGAGACUGCUGUCGGCAACGUUGCAAAUUUGGGUGCUUUCACUGGCUUCAGCAUCGUCAGCGAACCGAUGAAAAUCGUGACACAAACGCAGACUGACGUACUGCCUCGUGCAGGUGAAGAUCACAUUACCGAGAACCACCGCCAAUCGGAGUCUUCCAGUGCCGACGAGGAUAGAAGAACGGUAGAAGCUUUGGGCGUCGUUAACAGAGAAUCUGCUGCAGGAAGGGAUUACUCGACGGUCGGCAGAGAUACGAAUGACCAUUCGGUGGACGUCAAGAGGGAUGCUGCUUCUUCAAGAAGAAAAAGACUCAAACAGAGACGAAAGGACCAGUCUUCACUAAAACCCGCUGUAACAGAUCAGGCAAUGAAAUUUUACGACAAUGAACGAGCGACGGCAUCAUCUGACUUUUCUGAUUUGUCUAGUCAUCGUUCGAUGCUCGAUUCGACGUCGACUUCUACUCUACCGGUUGUCUCGUCUUGUCACAGUGAAUCAGAUGUCGAGAGCUUACAUUCAGACAGCACAGACGUUAGGCAUGCGUACAACGACAGCGGUUUGCAACAGCGCGAAGCUUGCUGUGAAACUGUAGUCUACAACACGACAGAACUCUCGGACCAGUCCAGCGACAUUCCUGUGUUGCCUGACGCUACCGCGUCUUCUGAUUCCGAAAGUAGUUCGGUUUCUCAUUUUCCUUGUGCAAGCAAUUUUUCAGUCAAUCAACAAUUUUGUGUUAGGCGGGCUUUCCGUAAGUAUCCGUUGCAGUUGACGUACCCGAUGGGAAGUGUACUUCGUAAAGGCGCAGAAGAAGCAGAUGAAGUGGAAUUGGAAUACUGGUCUCUGAUUGACGUGCCUCUACAUGUACUUCCCUUGCGCAUGAUGAAGUGCGCUGUUCCGUUUAUUACCGCUUGCUUAAAUUCGCGACUCAAGGGCACUAUUGGGUUUGGGGUUGUCGGAAGAGAAAAUAGAGAAAAUACAACGUUCUCACAGGUGGUUGGAAUUCCGGUCAAGAAGAACAUGAUUGGACUUAUUGAAUCCUUGUUUACCGACUUGCUGAACCAUCACAUCGCAACUAAGAGUUUUUCAAAGCUAGACAGACUGCAGAGGGACUUCAUAAAAGUAUAUCCCAUUAAAGUAACAUACACUUCUUCAAGAGAUGACCGCACUGUGCGACUUGAUCGAUACGUAUUUGAAAUUGAUGUUUGUCCUCUGUGGGAUGCUCUUAGUACUCACCUUUUCUAUUGUUGGUGGUUCAGUGAAGACCAUGACGAUUUACUUGGGCGUAAGGCAUAUCGUGUUUACCAAAAUGAGUCUCUUAUUGAUAAAGAACGAAAGAACAGAAUGUUAGUGGAACGACGAAAUGGUCAGACAUGUAAGCGAUAUGCUAGCCAGGAAACCGUUCUUGCUGAUGAGGUGAAGCAGAAAUGCCAGCAGUUUAAGCAAAAUGCUGAAAAGAAGAGUUCAGCGUCAUCAGAUUCUUCUUGUAAUCAGGAAGAAUUGGUUCGGCUGUUGAAGGAAAGACUGAAAUCUCUUGCGACAUCGAUAUUCGACUAUGUGGUCAUUGCUAACGACAUUCCUUCCGAUCAGCGUACCUCACGAGCACCGUUUCUAUUUGAUUUUGUGAAGUUGAUACCUUUAGUCGGUGUGAUCGAUUUUGACCCGAGCUCGGAAAGGGAUGGGCUUUACAAGUGCGUAACGGCUCGUCUUGAUGACAACAAUCCUCAUCCUCCUCUUCAGCCUUUAAUAUUGCACCACGAUGAUUGUGAGAGACACUUUACACGAUCGUUCAACAAGAUGUUUCGCAAAACGCAGGUGCUACAUGCAGCACAUCAGUUGCCGUGGAUUUUCGCUAACGAAAGGGAAGGAGAGUUGGAGAGAUUGGACGAGUCUAUGUGGUUUUGUCAAUGCAAAGGCAACGUAGACAUUGCACUAAGGAUGAUGAAAGAACAAUUUCCACAUGUUGUAGCCAUGUUUCUUGUAUUUGGCGAAAGUGCAAUCAAGGAAAUGGCAUGGCUUGUAGACAGCGUUUUCAGUCUGUUCAAGCUGCUUCAAAGUUCCAAAUCAGAGAAGAGACUUUUGAUCCUGUGCGACGAGCAAAGUACUGUGGACAGUCUAGUGAUGUCGUGCAGUAUGCGACAUGAAGUCGUCCGUAGCCAUUGUGUAGCCGGACUACCCUGGAAGAUUGUGGGUGAGGUUAUUACAGAGUUGACGGGAACUAUUCCAGAAGCGGACGGUGCAAAGUUUCUCCUUACAAGUUCUGAUGUUAUAACGCCAGUCUCACGCCAAAAGUUGAGCGAGUGGAGGAGCAUAGAAGUGUUAGACUAUUAUGAGAGUAAGAAGCCUGUACCAAAAUAUCGUAUAACUGAGAUCAGAGAUAACUUCUACAAAGGUGAACGAGUUUCUUGGGAUAAUUUAAAGCUAAAUCAUGAUGUUAAGCGAGUUCUGGCCUUCAAAGUGAAGCAAUGCGUACAGGAUCGUUUGAACGCUAGAUCUGGUCAACUGUCGGCUGGAAGGUUAAUUAAAGUGCCGAUUUCUAUUACUAUAGUUACUAUCUUGCAUCGGCCAGGUACUGGAGGAUCCACCUUGGCAAAACGAAUUAUGUGGGAUUUACAUCAAGAAACAAAGUGUCGCUGUGCAGUCAUUAGCGGUAUUACUGAGAAAACUUUGCAACAUUUGGAGGAACUUCAAAGGUUUGGUGAGAAAAAUUCUCAUGGCGGGGAAUGCUUGCCUUUGUUGUUGUACUGGGAUGGCGAUGAUGCUGACCAGUUUUCUAAUUUAGUUCUUCAGCUUUCUAAACGCCUCGUUCGUGGUGUCGUUCUUGAGGUUAAGGCCUUGUCAUAUGACAUGGAUGAAGACGAGAUCGAAGGUGAUGCCACGUUUAUAGUUCCGACCGAGCUUAAACAAGCUGAAGUAACCGGUCUCAAGGCUAUCAUUUGGAAGCUAGAGCAAAGCCAAGACAAGAGGAACAAAUUGCUGCAAGAUGUUGAUCGUGAUCGACGGCUGUUCUACUUUGGCUUGCGCCUGUUUGGCAAACAUUACAAUCAGGAGCGCUUGAUGCUCUACGUUAAUCGGAGACUCAAUGAGAUGAGCUACAUUGAACAGCAGUUACUCCAAUUUUGCAGCUUCGUUUAUAUCUACGGUCACAUGUCUAUACCCAGAUCUUGUUUCAAGGACACUUACCUGUCUAAGUCAGCAGAAGAUGUCGAACACUUUAGUAUGAGAAGCAUCAGUCCGUCGUGCAGCGACUUACUACUCGAAAUUCAGGAAACUACAGAUAAAUAUGUAUACUACGGAUGGAGACCAGCUCAUCGGCUGGUUGCAGAAAUCAUACUCAAUGAGAAAGAUCUGGUUCAAACGGCAAUUGAUUUCAUGUCUACAACGCUUCAAGGGCAAUCGUACGGGACGAAGUACCUUGCUGAAGUGGCUUGUGAACUGUUUUCCAAACGAACAUAUUUUCAUAAAGGCGAUGAAUGGUACGACGAGUACGAUGAGAUUGCAACCGAUUUCUACCGUCACAAGCCGCAACAGACCAAGAGCAGCCGCUAUUCUCUUUUUAUAACAGAAGUGUUAGAUUCCAACAAAUACGAUGUAGACACAGCCGUAGCGUUGUGGUUUACGCUGUGCACGUUUGUCAGAGAAAAUCCGUAUGCUUGGCAGCACUUCGCCAGAUUCUUGGCUCUGCAAAUACGGGAUGGGGACGUGAAGCCGUUCUUGCGUGAUUACAUAUGCGAGCUACUCUCCAGAAAGAUCACAGCUAAUGAAUACUAUAGCUUACAAUUGAUUCCGACUGAUGACAUCCGUCUAGGGUACCUGCAAGGCAGUGAAUCCGCGAAAAGUGAUGACUCCGCGGAAGGUGAUCUGUCGGCUAAAUCUGGGGAAGGUGAUGUUUCAGAUAGGGAUGGGUUUGCGGUCGCCUUAGAAUGCAUACGCGAAGCUCACACACUUCAGCCGAAUGUCAGUGCUAUUCACUGUACAGAAGGUUUAAUUUAUAAAACAAAACUGGAUUGUUAUGCUGGCGAUGUAAAUGUCUCUACUACUGACGUAGAACAAGCUCUAACCAUUACCAACUCGGCAUUUGAGGCAUUUAAGAAGGCUCAGUCGUGUCUUCAAAAGUACCGUAAUUGGUAUCCUCUGGUGGGAGAAAUUCAAGUUGGCAUUAAAAUGCUCCAGAUUCUAAAGGGUUGGUCAGCGUUUGAGAAAAGGUAUUACACACGUGAUGGGUUGUCAUUCGAAGCGUACGUCAGUGGUGAGUUUACCGAAUUCCCUGAAUCUUUGUCUCCACAACACGAGAAGCUUUUAAAGUCUUUAGUCCAGCGCAUCCUUCACCUUUUGCACUCUGUGUUUCAGCACGAGAGCGCAGUGCACGCCGAUCGUUCCACAGAAGAGCCAAUUCAACGACGCUGGAGAAGUGCUGUUCUCGCUGCUUCAGAGUUACAGAUACAGUUUUACAAAACGUUGUCGUUCAAGAGAGAAGAAAUAUAUGCCGAUAAGUCACGUUGGGAACAUAACCCCAAGAUGAGGGAGAUGCUUUCCGACGCGAUUCUAAAAGAUAGUCAAGAGAAUCCAUUUAGUUCUUGGAACAGUCUACCUUCUCGAAUUAUGAAGAAACUGAUCGACCUUCUCAUGCCCGUUGUGAAACAGAAAGGGCACAAAGUAGGAAGUUCUACUGUUGUUAUGCUUGUACGGGCAUGCUUGGAAUCAGAUCUAGACAAGCCACCGCCGUGGAGCGAUAUCGUGGAAUUGAUUCACAAUUGCUGCAUUGACUUUCCUAAGUCAGAAUGGGCUUUUAUGUUUCGAGGAAUGAUCCAUUUUCCUUUUCCAAAUGAUCAACACCUGUUUGUGGCUAAUCCAAAGCUCGCCAUUGAGUCUUUUCGCGAUUGUGAAUUGCUGAUGCAGAAGAAACCAUUUCAGUUCAAGAGAGCGAGGCCACGGUACUUCGUUGGCAGAAACAGAGGCGAAUAUGUCUUUGUACCGUAUAGUAGGGUGUCGCAUUGGGGAGGUUCGUUGGAGCGUCACAAGACCGAAGGCCUCUAUCUUAACUCGCCCGAAUGGUGGAGAAGUCAUCCUGCGUGGACACGACUGGCUAGACUUCAAGGCAUUCGACAGGACGCACGGAUGAUUAACUACAAGGGAAUACGAAUACGUAUGGACAGAGAUCCCAAUCCUAAUUCGGAAGGGCGGGAAAAAUUGUGGUUUUGCGUUGGCUUUACUGUGCAAGGACCGGUUGCUUUUGACGCACUCGACGAAGAGACAUACGCUAAUCUGUGUGAUGCAGAAGCUAAUGGGGAGAUUCCUGACUUUGAGCAUAUUAUAAAGGAAAAAAUGGCCGAGCGUUCUGCGGCAACAGAUUCUAACAGAACUGCGGACAAUACCGGCCGACAAUCCAGUCAAAACCGCGAAGUGACAGCGGCUGUUACGUCACGUCGAGAUGUAGCUCGUGCUACGGAUAGUUCUGUUUCACCAACGUUUCAGAACAAGAAAACAAUUGUCAAACAGAAGCCCAACACAUCUGACGAUACACCAAAAGUACGGUCUCGGACGAGACAAAGUGCAACCGGUAGAGACACGACUACUCCCGACUUACCGCCGACAACUCGAGACUCGGAAACUGCACAUCACGAUGAUGAAUGUGAACCUUCACUAGAAACUGCCAUUGCAUCCGUGUCCGCUUCUGCUCGAAAAAUGACUGGUAAUGUUAGUCCAACGUCCGCGGCUUCAGUUGUCACACUUUCACCAAAACCUAAGGGUGAUGCCGCCGCAUUCAGCCAAGAAGUCGAUCAGCAUGCGCCACCAUCGGGUCGAAAGAAACUUGAUAACCCCGAGCAAGAGCAGUCUUCUCACAAGUUACAGCGUGCUUUCAGCAUCGCGGGUAUUUCAGGCCUUUCUGACGAGAGUGUUCGCAAAGUAGCCGCAAAGUUUGGUGCAUUCAAAUUGCGCCGACACAAGAAAGAGAGUGCCGUACUUGUUUUCGAGUCGCCUAAAGAUGCCGAGUCUGCAUAUAGCGGCCUCUCUACUGCAUUCAAGGGUCGAUACGUUGAGGUAAAAUGGGAGAGAAGUUAACUUUAGCGAGUCUAGAAAGCUAGAAAGACAAGUGGGUGAAACUGUGUAGAAAAGUUAAACAUUUAUUUAUCGCAGUAUUGGUCAUAUAGAUUUGCGACUGAUGAGUUGCGCUCUAUGAAUAAUGCUAUACAAUGUAUGAAAACCCAGAAACUACAACUUUGUUAGACGUGACUUGUAUUGGUAGUGGGUCUAUUGAGAUGGGGCUCACGGGCGCAUGCGCUGUGUCUGUCUGUCUGUCUGUCUGUCUGUCUGUGCACGUGUGUGUGUGUGUGUGUGUGUGUGUGUGUGUGUGUGUGUGUGUGUGUGUGUGUGUGUGUGUGUGUGUUGCUGCAAGCUAUGAGUUGACGGUGAGUUAUGAAAAGACAAAGUUGAUGACUUAUGGUCCCAAACUGUGUGUUGAAGAUGCUGGGGAUAUUGAUAUAGGGAUUCCCGGUCGCAGUGUGCAACACAUAAAACAGUCCAAAUAUCUCGGUUCUAUCGUAUCUGAUGAUUUGAGCUUAGACCUGGACAUAACAGAAAGAAUUGCACAAGCAGGAAAGUGCUUUGGAGCACUAAAAGAAGCUGUCUUUCAGUCUCCCCAUGUAACAUCUGAAACAAAGAAUAUGCUGUUCCAGUCAACUGUCUUAUCAGUUCUACUGUAUGGGUCAUCUUCUUGGGCCGUGACUAGAAGAGAUAUCACAAGGCUUGUGACAUUUACAAAUCAAUGUCAACGUUUCAUGCUGGGUAUACACAAGUUCAAACAACAAUCGGAACGAAUCACAUCAAACGACAUCAGGCAUAAGCUUGGCAAUCUUGAAACUGCAGAAGACUCUUUGAUGGCUCAACGGCUUAGAUGGCUUGGUCAUCUAGAACGUAUGGAAGAUCAUCGUCUGCCCAGGCAGCUGCUUCAUGCGUGGCUACCAUCAACCCGUCCAGCGCAUGUGGUCAGACUACGGUGGAAAGACAGGAUUGUAAAAGACCUUAAAAUGGUUGGCCUAACAAGCACCUGGUCCCAGCGUACGUAGGACAGGCAGAAGUGGAAGAACGUCUGUGCUAGCAAAAUUAACUCAAUCGUCACUUCAAGAGUAAAAUUAGAAAAUGCCGAAAGUAGUCAGAAGGCUCGUGAUAGAGCCGAUCCCAGGAGAUGUCGUGACCAACAGCCUCUGCUGUCCACUACCUGCAAGCGACUGUCUAAGUCACAAACAGGGGAAAAAGACACAAAUUGCAACAGAGGACAAAAUCGCCUAAAUCCCCGGGAACGAGCAAAGGCCGGAAUCAAGUGCGACAGAUGCGGUCGUUUAUUCACACGACAGAGUGACAAGAAAAGACACAAAUGUUAUCAAUGUAUUGUAGAUUUGUGACGUAUUUACCAGAUAGUGACUACCUUUUUCUUACGCUUUUUAUGUCAGCAAAGUACGCGUUUUUCUGUUGACUAUUUGAAAUUGAUUUUGCGCAAAUUGGUUAUUUUGAGGACUUCUUACACUAGUCUGUACCUUUUCAUUUCAAGCUCAAUUGCAUGAUAGCUACU